AACCACCACCACACUAUCAUCAUCUAUAACUUCCCAUCUGAGUGAAAUUUUAGCCUCAAACUGCAAGUCUUUGGUCUUGCAGUGUUAUUAUUGUUCUUGUUUCUGGAAUUGAACACCGAAGAAGAUCCCCAAAAAGGGAAAUGACCAAAGACAGAAAGAUAGGUGUGGCCAUGGACUUCUCAAAGGGAAGUAAGUUAGCUCUAAAAUGGGCUGUUGAUAAUCUGCUUGACAAACAAGACACCCUUUUCAUAAUCCAUGUCAUGCCCUAUGAAGGGGAUGAAUCUCGCAAUCUCCUCUGGUCCACCACGGGUUCACCUCUGAUUCCAUUGGCGGAGCUCGGUGAUCAGGAGGUAUCACAGACGUACGGUGUCAAGUUUGAUCCUGAGGUUCUUGGGAUUCUUGGCACUACUUGCAGGCAAAAAGAGAUCACUGUUGUUGGAAAGAUUUACUGGGGAGAUGCUAGAGAUAAACUAUGUGAGGCUGUUGCAGGGCUGAAGCUGGAUUGUUUGAUCAUGGGAAGCAGAGGACUUGGUACUAUCCAAAGGGUUCUGCUGGGGAGCGUGACCGGCCAUGUCUUAGUGAACGCAAAUUGUCCGGUGACCGUGGUCAAGGAUGAGAACAGUCGUGGCUUCUGAGUUCUGGGAUCCGAGACUACUUUGGUACAUGGCCUCUCAUAUACUUGUACAACUUUGGUAGUUUGCAAUUUUUAAUGUGUAAUAAUUUCCUGUGGGCUGUCCGUGUAAGACUUCGGUUUGAUUUGAUUCGAUUUGUUAUAUGUUAAAACAAUGUUUGUGUUUUUCAUUUA
This is a messenger RNA of Camellia sinensis, 805 nucleotides long. RefSeq names its product universal stress protein PHOS32. Lineage: Eukaryota; Viridiplantae; Streptophyta; Magnoliopsida; Ericales; Theaceae. The record is from RefSeq and is a predicted model, not a curated record.